GGGAAUCGAUGUGUAUUAUUGUCAUCUUAAAAUGUAGAGAAGCAACUCAUUAGUGGAAGCUGACGAUUACAGGAAUUGGGUGAUAAGAACGAUCGCAGGAAAUCCGAUAUAUUUUCGUUCAUGCUUCAUAGCUCCCCUUGGUUGUCCAUCCCCUAUAAAAUGCUGAAAAUAAGAAUAAAUAAUAAUAAAAAUCAGACUUGCAUUAUUGAUUUAUUCCUUUUUUCGUCCAUGGAUUGAAUCAUUUUCUCUGCAAUCUCUCUCUCUCUCUCUCUCUCUCUCUUUUGAAGCGUACGGACUAAAAAUAAAGCUCAAUUGUUGUUCGGAAAUUCGAUAGAGCAAGGGAGAAUGUGGGGAUUUGGGGGGAGAUAUUAUUGGGGGAGAAAGGAAAGGGUGGAAAGAAGGAGAGCGGGAGGAGGAGGGAUAAUUUUAGUAUUUGCUUGGAUGUCGAGUCAAGAGAAGCACUUGAAGAACUAUGUUCAGCUUUACGCUUCUUUGGGUUGGGAUUCAUUGGUUUGUCAUUCAGAGUUCCUAAACAUGUUCUUCCCCGAGAAGGCUGCAACUCUAGCACAUGAUCUUCUUAAGGAACUUGUUGAGGAGCUAAAGAUUAGGCCAUGCCCUGUGGUCUUUUCAUCUUUUUCUGGUGGCCCUAAGGCCUGCAUGUACAAGGUUCUUCAGAUGAUUGUGGGAUCCUGUGAAGUGGAAGUAAAUCCAGAUGACCUCCAACUGGUGAAGGAGUGCUUUUCAGGCCAUAUUUUUUAUUCCAGUCCAGUGGAUUUUACCAGUGAUUUGGGUGCUCGAUUUGUUGUUCACCCAACAGUUCUCAGAAUGUCUCAUCCUCCAAGAAUAGCAUCAUGGAUAGCAAAUGGCAUUGCUUCUGGACUUGAUGCUCUCUUCCUCAGCAGGUUUGAAUCCCAUCGUGCUGAGUAUUGGCAGACUCUAUAUGCUUCUAUUAGGAUGGGGGCACCAUAUCUCAUAUUAUGCUCGGAAACUGACGAUCUUGCUCCUUAUCAAAUCAUCCACAAUUUCGCUCAAAGAAUACAACAACUUGGGGGUGACGUAAAACUUGUUAAGUUUAAUGGUUCUCCUCAUGUAGGUCAUUAUCGGGAUUAUCCAGUUGAUUACAGGGCUGCUGUGACUGAGCUUCUUGGUAAGGCAUCUGCCUUAUAUUUUGGAAGAAUUCAACAACUUGAGGGUGAACAAGUGGGAUCAGCUGAGGCACAUGAUGAGAUCUCUGAGCCAAUCUCCAAUAUCGGCAAAACAGCUUUAAGCCCAAACCUGAGUUUUCAGGGAACUCCUCUGAUGCAAAGUGAUCAUUUCCUCUUGCCUAGUUCAAUAGAAUACUAUGAAGGUAGAGAUUUUGGGUCUGUGCAAGAUGAACAAAAGGAAAGCCUAAUCCGUUUGCCUCAACCCUCGAGCAUUGAUGUCAAUGGGGUUCUUGGUCAAAUACUUUUUGAUGUCUGUGUCCCCAAGGAUGUCGAAGGUUGGGAUAUGAAGUCAUCAGAUUCCUCGAGCCGACACCCUUAUACUUCUUCUCUGUGGCGGAAUUCCCAUUUCAAUCCAAUCAAAUGCAUUCGUCGGUCCAGACUAUAGCAUACCUUACUGACUACUUUCAGCAGAGGCUUGUUCCUGAAUUUGCGGAACCCGUAAUCUUACCGGCAUGAGAAUUAAAUGGAGCCCAACCCAUAGCAAAAUGGGACCGCCAAAGGUACAAGAAGGGGCAAUGUGAAUGGAUGGCGAGAUGUGAUAUCUAAUUCUGUUUCGUAGGCCACUAAUGAUUACUUGCCAUGAUUUGAGCUGAUAAGACCUCUGUUCCAACAUAAACAAUAAACAGUCACUUUACUAUUCAUGCUCUAAAUUUGAUGUGGAGUUUCUUAGAAUCACCAUCAUAAUGAAAAUAAAACGUUAUUGCGCUAA
Messenger RNA from Gossypium arboreum, 1914 nucleotides. RefSeq lists its product as uncharacterized. The transcript is spliced from 7 exons. The record is from RefSeq and is a predicted model, not a curated record. Bases 346 to 1590 code for a protein of 414 amino acids. NCBI's taxonomy places the organism in Eukaryota, Viridiplantae, Streptophyta, Magnoliopsida, Malvales, Malvaceae.